This is a messenger RNA of Nerophis lumbriciformis (worm pipefish), 5299 nucleotides long. Lineage: Eukaryota; Metazoa; Chordata; Actinopteri; Syngnathiformes; Syngnathidae. The record is from RefSeq and is a predicted model, not a curated record.
GGAGGAAAAAGCUUGAGACUCUUACAAGCAAGCAGGCGGCAUUGACCAACAGAGUGGAGGACAUGCAGCAGCAAGGUUCCGAACAUGCGCGCCGCAUCGAAGCGCUCGAACAAAAACUGACUGAAACGCAGAAGAGCAAUGAGAAAUUGGCUGCUAAAAUAGACGAAUUGGAAGGGCGCUCAAGACGUAAUAACGUAAAAAUAGUAGGGAUACCAGAGCAAGAAGAAAAGGGAAGACUUACGGAUUUCGUUGCGGACCUGAUACCAAAGUUGUCUGGAGCGAGUAACUUCUCCAUGCCAGUGGUGGUGGACCGUGCGCACCGUGUCCCGUUUGCUCGCUAUGCUGACGGCAAUCGCCCCAGGAGCAUCAUCGCAAGAAUACACUUCUACCAGGACAAGGAGCUACUUCUUCGACUGAGCCGCGGCCAGGAGCUGAUCUACAACGGCCUGCGCGUCUUCCUGUUUCCAGACUACACUGCCGAGGUGACAGCGCAAAGACAGGCCUUUCGAGAGAAAUGAACAUGCUGCGGGAGAAGGAAAUCAAGUUUAUGCUACGUUUUCCAGCUCGCCUGCAUGUGGAGUACAACGACCAGAUCCAUGAGCAUGGAGAGCACUUUAAGCGCAUGAAUGAAGACAGCCUGCUGCACGCUCCCGAGUUUGUCAUCAAGCCUCGCUCUCACACCGUGUGGGAAAAGCAGUGCGUGCGCCUACAUUGUACCGUGAGCGGAUGGCCUGACCCAAGGGUCGUCUGGUACAAAAACAAUGUGGCAAUUGACCCCCUGACCAAUGGUGGAAAGUACAACAUUGAGAGCAAAUACAGCGUGCACUCACUGGAGAUCAACAGGUGCGAUUUUGAUGACACAGCCCAGUAUCGAGUAUCUGCCAUGAAUUCCAAGGGGGAGUUGUCUGCUUUCGCUUCAAUUGUUGUAAAGAGGUUCAAAGGUGAAGUUGACGAGUCCCUGCCUGCUCCAAGACAUGGUCCAGUGUCUGAGUAUGGCAUCACCUUCCAAACUCACAUUGCUGAUACGUUUGGUGUGUCAUUUGGGAGGGAGGGUGAGACCAUGAGUCUGGGAUGUGCGGUCGUCAUCUACCCCGCCUUGCCCCGCUACCAACCUGAGGUGCAGUGGUUUAGAGACGAUGUCCUACUCGGUCCGACCAAGUGGACACACAUGCAGUGGAGUGGAGACCGAGCCACGUUGACUCUCACACACCUGAACAAAGAGGAUGAAGGACUUUACACCUUGCGGGUCACCACCAAGUCUGGAUAUGAAACAUAUUCUGCUUACGUCUUUGUGAGAGACGCUGAUGCUGAAGUGCAAGGCGCACCAGGGGCCCCCCUCGAUGUUGGCUGUUUGGAUGCCAAUAAGGACUACAUCAUUGUCACCUGGAAGCAGCCAGCGGUUGAUGGGGGCAACUCUAUCCUUGGUUACUUUGUGGACAGAUGUGAAGUUGGAACCAACCACUGGAUCCAGUGCAACGACACUCCUGUCAAGUUUUCUCGAUUUCCUGUCACCGGAUUGGUGGAGGGCCGGUCUUAUAUCUUCCGUGUGCGCGCUGUCAACAAAAGCGGAAUGAGUCAUCCGUCCCGUGUGUCUGAACCCGUGGCCGCCAUGGACCCUGCUGACCGAGCCCGUAUGAGAGGUACCUCUGCUCCUUGGACUGGUCAAAUCAUUGUCACAGAAGAAGAACCUGCAGAGGGUAUUGUACCUGGCAGACCUCGCGACCUGCAGGUGACAGAAGCAACCAAGAACUAUGUGGUGCUCAGCUGGAGGCCACCUGGUGAGAAAGGCCUGGAGGGUGUCAUGUACUAUGUGGAGAAGUGUGUGUCCGGCACAGACACCUGGCAGAGGGUGAACACAGAGAUCCCAGUCAAGUCACCUCGUUUUGCUCUGUUCGACCUCGCUGAGGGGAACUCCUAUUGCUUCCGUGUCCGCUGCUGCAACUCUGCUGGCGUCGGUGAGCCGUCAGACCCCACUGAGGUCACGACGGUUGGAGACAAGCUGGACAUCCCCGCUGCUCCAAGCAAAGUUGUUCCUACAAGAAACACAGACACGUCAGUCGUAGUAUCCUGGGAAGCAUCCCUAGAUGCUAAAGAGUUGGUGGGCUACUACAUUGAAGCUAGCGUUGUGGGUAGCAACUCCUGGGAGCCCUGCAACAACAAACCUGUCAAUGUAACCAGGUUCAUCUGCCAUGGAUUGAUGACAGGAGAGACGUACGUGUUCAGGGUGAGGGCUGUAAAUGCCGCAGGACUCAGUCACUUUUCUAAGGAAUCAGAAGCUGUAGAGGUGAAGGCUGCAAUUGGGGGCGGCAUCCCUCAUGGUGUGUUGCCGGAGAUGGGGCCGGGGGGUAAAGCAGGCCAACUAACCCUGCACAGGCCACGCUGGAUGGGCACGCAUGACACUGUCCAGCUCUCCCCUGACACAAUGCAAUUGAGCAAAGCUCAGACUGACCCCGAGCACGGGCAGGGGCAGGCCCAGGUGGUAAACUCGGGCCCCUCACACCCCGCAGAGACAAACAACCAGCGGGCAUUAAGUGUGUCUCAGGCCCACAAUGUGGUGAACGAUCAGCUCUCACAGUCUGCGCCGGGCUCACUUUGUGAAGCACUUACUGACACAGAAGCACAAUUAGGCUCCAAUCACGCUGUAAAAACAGCCGAGAGGUCGGAGACUGAGCAGACAUGUGAGUUGUCAGUAGAUGCUUCUGCUAACCAGGAGCACACUCAGGGGCCCCACUCAGAGUCAGCAGCGUCCCCUGCUCCACCUUUUGGCAUCAGUGUACUGGAGUGUGUACGUGACUCAAUGGUGCUCGCCUGGAAACAGCCGGCCUUCGUGGGCGGGGCUGACAUCAGUGGAUACUUUGUGGAUUACCGCGAAAUCAUCGACGGAGUGCCGGGCAAGUGGCAUGAGGCUAACAUUAGGGCAAUCAGCGAAAGGGCCUACAGAGUGACGGACCUGAAGGAGAACAGAAAGUAUCAGUUUCAGGUUCGAGCAGCCAAUAUUGCAGGUGUUGGCAUUCCGUCACUUCCCAGCGACACGUUCCUGUGUGAGGAGUGGACUAUUGCUGUUCCAGGACCUCCUCAUGAUCUAGAACUCAGAGAGGUGCGACGUGACUCCAUGACUUUGCUAUGGAAACCACCAGUUUAUCAAGGUCGAGAUCCGGUCAAUGGCUUUUACGUCGAUAUAAAGGAAGCUGAAGCUCCAGAGGAAGCUUGGAGAGGAAUCAACACCAAGGCUACAGAGAACACCUUUUUCAAGGUCAAGAAUCUGAAGGAGGGAGAGACGUACAUUUUCCGUGUGCGAGCACAGAACCAAGCUGGUGUAGGAAAGACUUCUGACAUCUCAGAGAGGGUCCAAGCUCUGACCAAGCCAGGCACCAAGGAAAUAGUUGUGGAUGUUGAUGAUGAUGGCAACAUCUCCCUAAACUUUGAAUGCAGCAACAUGACCCCUGACUCAAAAUUCUUGUGGUCUAAAAAUUAUGAGGAUAUCCCCGACUAUUCACGCAUGACUGUGGAGACCAAAGGAAACAAGUCAAAGGUGACUUUCAGAUGUCCCGGAGAGGAAGACAUUGGCAUUUAUUCAUGUCUUGUCAGUAACACUGACGGUGCGUCAUCCAGCUACACUAUCUCAGAGGAAGAGAUGAAGAGACUGCUGGAGAUCAGCCAUGAUCACAAGUUCCCAACUAUUCCCCUCAAGUCAGAUCUGGCAGUGGAGAUGCUGGAAAAGGGCAGAGUUCGCUUUUGGCUGCAGGCUGACAAGAUAUCGGCCAACGCCAAAGUCGAUUACAUUUUCAACGACAAUGUUGUGUCUCAGGGCGAGAAAUACAAGAUGAACUUUGACAAGAACACCGGUGUGAUUGAAAUGAUCAUGGAGUCUCUGACACCAGCAGAUGAAGGAACCUUCACCUUUCAGAUGCAAGAUGGGAAAGCAACCAACCAGUCCAGCCUGGUACUGAUAGGAGACGUGUUCAAGGAUCUGCAGAAGGAAUCUGAGUUCCAGAGGAAAGAAUGGUCCAGAAAACAAGGUCCUCACUUUAUUGAAUAUUUGGGUUACGAGGUGACACCAGAAUGUUGUGUUGUACUGAAGUGCAAGGUGGGAAACAUAAAAAAGGACACCUCAGCUCUCUGGUAUAAAGACGGCCGCGAGAUUAAGGCAGAUGAAAAUCUGGGCUUUACAGAAGGAGUACUGAAACUGGAAAUAGCUCAGAUUUCGAAGAAGGAUGCUGGCGUGUAUGAGAUUGUUUUGAAGGACGACAGAGGAAAGGACACUUCAGCGUUAAGUCUGACCGACCAAGGUUUCAAAGACCUGAUGAAUGAAGUGUUUGACUAUAUCGCUAACUCUUCCACACCGUUGAAGAUCACGAGCACAGAGGAAGGCAUUCGCAUCUAUACCUUUGUCAGCUACUACAACGACCUGCUGCCAGUCACAUGGCAUUACAAGGAUUCACCAAUUAAAUUCAGUGACCGCCUCAAGAGCGGCGUGGUGGGCGAGCAGUUGUGGUUGCAAAUCUCAGAGCCCACUGAGAAGGACAUGGGAAAGUACGCCAUUGAGUUCAGCGACAGCAAGGGAGGCCUAAGGCGGACCGUGGAGCUGUCAGGUCAAGCAUAUGAAGACGCCUUAGCAGAAUUCAAGAGACUCAAAGCGACUGCUGUUGCAGAAAAACAUCGCGCUCGAGUGGCAGGAGGCCUCCCAGAUGUGGUCACCAUCCAGGAGGGCAAGGCCCUCCAGCUCACCUGCAAUAUUUCGGGCGACCCUCUCCCGGAGGUGACCUGGCUAAAGAAUGAGAAGGAGCUGACAUCGGACGAGCACUGCAUCCUCAAGUUAGAUUCGGGCAAGUUUGCUAGCUUCACCAUCACAGGUGUGAGCACGUUGGACACGGGCAAGUACAGCAUCCUGGUGAAGAACAAGUACGGAACGGAGAGCGCAGACUUUACCCUGGAAGUGACCGAGGGAACGCCCGACUUGGGCAUGACAUCCUACUUGACUGAUGCAGCGGGUAACGUAACGUUUGGUCCGAACGCUUCAAAGAAAAUGAAAAGUACAGUCACAGCAACGAAAGUGCAGAAGACAAAAGUUCCAGUGGGAAAGAUGGAGAAGAAUCAAACACAGAAGCCAGGAGAAGACGAAAACUUUAUAGACAAAGUUACAUUGGAACCCAAAAGUGACCCUGGUGACCACAUGGCGACCUCUAAAGACACUACUUGAAGAAAAUACAAAGCAUUAAUAGUAUACACAUACAAUAUCAUUGAAUAGCAUACACAGUGACUAAUAUUCUAUUCAUAACCAUCAAAUAUAUGUAUUGUU